Messenger RNA from Prosopis cineraria, 2373 nucleotides. RefSeq lists its product as uncharacterized. The record is from RefSeq and is a predicted model, not a curated record. Bases 88 to 1431 code for a protein of 447 amino acids. The transcript has 12 exons. Lineage: Eukaryota; Viridiplantae; Streptophyta; Magnoliopsida; Fabales; Fabaceae.
UGUGGCUAGUUACAGGGAAAAAGAAAUCGAAAUCCCAGCGACCACUCAAUCCAGUCUCUGCUCUCCCUUCCCGCUCCCGCCUCGAAGAUGUUGGUCUCAUCCUGCGCCAUGUCUGCUCAUCCUACACUUCCCACCAGAGCUUCCACAUCAUUGUCUUCCACUCGCCUUUCUGUUCCUACCGGUCUUCAUUUUCGUUGCGACAGUCCCUUUGUCCCGGAGGUUGUGGAAGCAGUAAAUGUCUUGCAUCCUGAGUUCAGAGCUGUUGAUAAUUUGGUAGCAUGCAAUACCAACCGUGUUCUUAAAGCUUUCCAAAAUGCUCGAGUUGGAUCUCAUCAUUUUGGUGGUAGCACUGGUUAUGGCCAUGAAGAAGCUGGGGGACGAGAGGCCCUUGACCAAGCUUUUUCAGAUAUUGUCGGGGCUGAGUCAGCCAUAGUUCGCUCUCAGUUCUUCUCAGGUACCCAUGCUAUCACUUGUGCUUUGUUUGCUGUUUUAAGGCCUGGGGAUGAGCUUUUGGCAGUUGCCGGUGCUCCCUAUGACACCUUAGAGGAAGUAAUUGGAAAGAGGGACUCUGGGGGACUGGGUUCUCUUCAAGAUUUUGGGGUGAAAUAUCGAGAAGUUCCGCUUGCUGAGGACGGUGGGCUUGACUGGAAUGCCUUGAUGGUUGCUGUCAAACCAAUAACGAAAUGUGCACUGAUACAGAGGUCAUGUGGAUAUUCAUGGCGUCGGAGUUUGAGUGUUAAUGAAAUAGGGAGGGCAAUAAAGAUAAUUAAAAUGCAGAAUCCCGACUGCUUAGUCAUGGUUGACAAUUGCUAUGGUGAAUUUGUGGAAAGCAUUGAACCUCCCAUGGUGGGUGCAGAUCUGAUUGCAGGAAGUUUGAUCAAGAAUCCAGGGGGAACAAUUGCACCAUGUGGUGGAUAUGUUGCUGGGAAAAGAAAAUGGGUUGAAGCAGCUGGUGCUCGUCUUUCUGCACCCGGGCUUGGUGUAGACUGUGGCUCAACACCUGGCAAUAUAAUGCGGUCUUUUUUCCAGGGAUUGUUUCUUUCACCUCAAAUGGUUGGGGAGGCAAUCAAGGGUUCCUUCCUGGUUGCUGAAGUCAUGGCAUCUAAAGGGUAUAAAGUGCAGCCACUCCCACGUGUGCCCCGAUAUGAUACAGUGCAGGCCGUACAGCUUGGAAGCCGGGAGCGUCUGCUUGCUUAUUGUGGGGCUGUUCAGAGAAGCUCCCCUGUUAGUUCAUAUACCAAACCAGUUGCUGGUACAACUCCUGGUUAUGCAUCAGAGGUGAUCUUUGCUGAUGGAACCUUCAUUGAUGGAAGUACUAGUGAGCUUUCAUGUGAUGGGCCACUUAGAGAGCCAUUUGCUGUAUUUUGUCAGGGUGGCACCCAUUGGACUCAAUGGGGGCUAGUUCUUGGAGAAAUUUUGAAGUCUAUAUGAUCCUUAGGAAGACAAGAAGAUUAAGAUUGGUUCAGAAAAUUAUUUCCCAUUGUUGCUUCACAUACGUAGCCUACAAAAAUGAUUUGCCUAUGAGAAAAUCAUGGUGUUGUGCUGCACACCGAACUCAAACUGCUUAUGGAGGCUUGCUAGCUCUGCUGAUUAGGGGAAAAAGUGGUGAAAUUUUGGGUAAAAGGGUUAUUAGUUGUCAUGUUUGUGCAUUUUAAUUAAACAUCGACGGGUUCGAGCUUCAAAGAAAAUUUUUCUCUUCCUUGGGAAGCUUAUUGUGAUGUGGAGACUGUAAUGUUUUCUUUUUGCACAUUGAAGAUACGAUGGAUUAUCCAAUUCUUAAUAUUAAUAGAGCUGACCUGGCUUCAGCUCUUCCAGCAAGGUCCAUGCCUCGCCAUAAUCUUCAAUUAAUAUUUUUAACCUGUUCAAAUUGAUCCCACUUGUUCAAACGACCUUGAAAAUAUUAAUCAUAAAUUAUCGCAAGAAGUCAGGUCUGCUGCCAGAGCCAGAGCCAAGCUUGUUCCAUUGACAAUAAAAAGUUGGAUAGUCCAUCGCACCUUCAAUGUGUUAAAAAUAAAAACGUUAUAGCAUCUACAUUAUAAUAAGUUCUCCAUGAGAGAAAUUAUCCCCGAAAAUAGAACUCAUCAAUGUUCAAUUAAAAUUUGUGUGUUGUUAAUUCACCUCUAGUCUGGUAGUCCAAUCGGAAAAAAAUAUUGAAAAGCCAAUUGAUUUCUUAAGAUUUUAACAAGAGCAUGCAUCUUUUCUCAACAAGGUUCUCUCUACUUUCUGUUUUGAUCAUGUUUCAAGCUAGUAAUGGCAAAGCUAGAAGCCUGGGCUUUGUAAUAUAAUGUCACAAGGUUAUUACUCUCUUUUUAAAAGAUUAAUCCAAUGGAAUGUACAGCUCAUCUGCUCAUUAUAGUUAAAAAUCUUCCUCAA